This is a messenger RNA of Heteronotia binoei (common prickly gecko), 2439 nucleotides long. It is a transcript of the gene ARL6IP4, whose product is annotated as ADP ribosylation factor like GTPase 6 interacting protein 4. The record is from RefSeq and is a predicted model, not a curated record. NCBI's taxonomy places the organism in Eukaryota, Metazoa, Chordata, Lepidosauria, Squamata, Gekkonidae. Bases 97 to 873 code for a protein of 258 amino acids. The transcript has 6 exons.
GGACCAAACCGGAAAUAGGCGCGGAAGCCAGCGAAGAGACUUCGGGGGGGGCCGCUCGAUUUCCCAGGCUCCGGAAGUCAGGCCCCUGAAAGGAGAAUGGCUCACAGCCAGGCGAGGAAGAAGUCCAGGUCCCGGAGCAGGAGUGACUCUCGGAGCAGGCGGGACACAGAGAAGAGGAAGGAAAAGAGGAAGAGGAGCAAAGACUCCCAAGAGAGGAGAAGCCCGUCUCCUGCCUGCAAAAGAGGGCCUGAGUCUCUAAAACUCCAAAAGCCCUCGGCCUCCUCGAAAGAAGGGAAAAAGAAGAAAACGGGGAAGAAAAGGAGAAAAGCCAGUACUUCCUCCUCCUCCUCAGACACCACCACCUCCUCGUCUCCUUCCGGGUCUUCGUCGUCCCCCUCCGAGGAAGGGUCGCGCGACGGCGAGUCCAAGCCCAAGAGGAAAAAGCAGAGCAAAAAGAAGACGGCCAAAGAGAAAAAGAAGAAGAGCAAGAGGAAGAAAAAGAAAGCGAAAAAGAAAGCAAGGAAGAAACUGAAGGAGAGGGCGAAAGAGGAGAAGCCCAAGGGAGAAGAGCUGCCUGGCCCUUCCCUGGAGCAGUGGCAGAAAGAGGUGUUGGUAGAACCUGGCCCAGCCCUGACGGACGAGCAGAAGUCUCGCAUCCAGGCCAUGAAGCCGAUGACCAAGGAGGAGUGGGACGCCCGGCAGAGUGUCAUCAGGAGAGUUGUUGAUCCCGAAACAGGAAGAACAAGGCUGAUUAAGGGAGAUGGCGAAGUCUUAGAGGAGAUUGUGACCAAGGAGAGGCACAAAGAAAUCAACAAGCAAGCCACCCGGGGAGACGGCCUUUCCUUCCAGAUGAAGACGGGGAUGCUCCAAUAGCAGUGCAGACCUGCGACACGCCAAAGAUGGCUGCUUUCCCCGACACAGAGGCUUUGCCAAAACAGGCGCACAUUCCCCCGGUACCGGUUGGAGAACGUCUGGACAGAAAACGGGCCAAGCGAGAAGCUCCAGCCCACAGCUGCUGCAGAGAUGUGUUGCCUGGGGGGGAGAGAGAGCCUUUCUGCUUUCAGAGGCCUCCCCCUUCGAGAACUUGCCUCAGCGCCCUGCAUGAUGCUCUCCACUCACCGCUUUAUCCACUAUGCAAGCCAGUUCCCUUGGUCACAAACACCAGAGUUUGUUCUUUUCAAAGAAAUAGACGACGGAGAGAAAUAGGGGAAAAGGUGAAGGAUGACUUUCUGGAGGGUCUGACAAAAUGAGUACUAGAGAGGUUUAGAAUCAUCAGGGGGUUUUUUGGUAGCAGGAACUCCUUUGCAUAUUAGGCCACGCCCUCCCGAUGUAGCCAGUCCCUCCAGACUCUCUCCACCUUCCUCCCCAAGAGAGGAGCCCUGUACUCUCUCCACCUUUCUCUCCAAGAGAGGAGCCUCAGCCAAUGGAGAAAAUAGAGGGUUUUGUAUUCUGUAAGCUCCGGGAGGAUUCGAUACAUCAGGGUGUGUAGCCUAAUAUGCAAAGGUGUUCCUGCUACUAAAAAAGAUGAGAAUCAUAGAGUUGGAAAGGACCUCCAGGGCCAUCUAGUCCCACCCCCUGCACAAUGCAGGAAUGUGUGUCUUCUCCGAGGAAGGCAAUCAAAAUGGUGGCAGCUAAGCCCCGCCCUACUGAUUGGGGGGGGGAGGGGUUUGGACACAUUCCACCUGCCUUUCUCCUCCAGAAGGGGAAACAUUGCCAAGAAGAAGCCUUAUCAAGAUGAAAAGGAAGGGAAAGGGUGUCUCCAUGCCUAACGCUGGAAGCAGUCAAGAUUUGGGCUCAGCCCCAGAGCUGGUUCAUUACUAGGGAUAGGCACGAGCUGAAUUUUAAACAAAGAAAUGGUCACAAAUGGCAGUCUCUGUACAUGGCUUUUCCAGGUUUUGGCACCCGCGUGGCCGCAGUACGACUCAUACACGAACUCAGAAGCGAACUCCCGAGUUCACUUGCAAGUUGCAGUGUGGCUUGCAAAAGCCGUUUAAAGGGAACCCUGUAGAUGGCGUUUGCAAACUGCGCUGCAUCUCGAACCGCAAACCGGUUCGUUACACGGAAAAAUUCGUGGAGGUUCAUGAGACCCCUACGAACCUUCGCGAACGUCCCAUUUUCAUGAUUUGUGCCUGUCCCUGUUCAUUACUGACAUCUGGGCCAAAGGGAAGCCAUCCAGCACCACUUGGCUUCUGCGUGCUUCUUCCAGAGCAGUAGGGGACUGCUGGCUGCCCUUUUGGGAUUGGCCUUCAUCUCAGAAGAGUGGUGGUGGGGUGCGGGGGAAGGAUGGCUGCUGAGUCAGGAUAGACCAACCAUCCGCAGUCCUUUCUGCAUGGACAGAGUUUAGCAUGUCAAAAAAUACACCCAACUCCCUAGGGCUGUAUGGAAAAAACGGCAAGUGUAGUUGCUUAAGCCUGAGCUAUAUGAAAAUAUGCACUUUUC